Molecule: messenger RNA, 1040 nt
Organism: Crotalus tigris (Tiger rattlesnake)
Lineage: Eukaryota; Metazoa; Chordata; Lepidosauria; Squamata; Viperidae
Product: vitelline membrane outer layer protein 1-like
Exons: 4
Coding region: 21-722 (233 amino acids)
Source: RefSeq, a predicted model, not a curated record
ACAGAAGGUGCUCAGGUUUCAUGACCCUGCCCUUACUUCUGUCCUGCCUACACAAAGGUCUCCAUUUAAAGUCUUUCCCAUUCUGGCUUAGGAAAAUUAACAGCAGGAAGACGGAUGCUGUAAUUUCUGAAGACAUUUCUGUUUCAAGAAUCCGAUUGGUUUCCAUGGAUCUUUCUGCCAGCACUGCUCUUCUCUUGACCAUCUCCUGCUGCCUGUGGAGUACCGAAGCCCGAAUGUAUACAGAUGUGCUUUCUGUGCCAAAUGGGGGUCCUUGGGGUGACUGGGGCCCAAAAAUACUUUGCCCUCAAGGCAAUGCUCAUGGCUUCUCCCUGAAGGUAGAAGAAAAGCAAGAGGCAGGCGACGAUACAGCUCUCAAUGGAAUCCGCUUGUACUGUACCGAUGGCACAGUAAUUGAGUCUAAAGUUGGACCGUAUGGAAAAUGGACAAAAAACCAAUACUGCUACACAGGCUACCUGGUUUCUUUUUCUCUGAGAGUGGAACCACCUCAAGGAAUUCUUGAUGAUACAGCAGCUAACAACAUCCAGUUCAAAUGCAGUGAUGGUACUACCAUAGAGGGCUAUGGCACGAUAUGGGGUAAAUUUGGCCCAUGGAGCUGUCGCUGCCCCAAAGGUGGCAUAUGUGGGAUAACAACAAAGGUGGAGGAUGCACAGGGCCUUGGUGAUGACACAGCACUCAAUGAUGUGAAGUUUUACUGCUGUUAAUGGUCGAUAAAUGUUUCCUCAUCUAUAAAUAUACUUCUGCUAUGUAUUUUCAAGGACUGUUAAUUAUAGUUAAAUAUUAACUUGAGAAUAAAGGUUGUGCUUGGGCAUAUGUGGUAGUACAAGGAACCCCCCCCCCAGGUGUUACCUCUUCAAACAGUCCAGAUUGGGAGGCCUAAGGGAGGUAUCAGAAACCUUAAGCAUCGCAAGUCAUUGACUCUCUCCCCUCUCAUCUUGGUUUUGAUCCAAGUCACAGCACCAAACUAUAAUAUCAUGUUUCUGAUUGAUUGCAUGCAAAUAAAAUUAUGUUGCAUCUUCAAA